Messenger RNA from Rhea pennata, 633 nucleotides. RefSeq names its product peptide methionine sulfoxide reductase MsrA-like. Bases 1 to 633 code for a protein of 210 amino acids. Gene Ontology annotation, cellular component: cytoplasm. The transcript has 6 exons. Lineage: Eukaryota; Metazoa; Chordata; Aves; Rheiformes; Rheidae. Gene Ontology annotation, biological process: cellular response to oxidative stress. The record is from RefSeq and is a predicted model, not a curated record. Gene Ontology annotation, molecular function: peptide-methionine (S)-S-oxide reductase activity.
AUGCCGGGUCACACGGUGCUUCCCAGCCCCGCGGAGGCUCUGCCGGGCAGAGCGGAGCCGCUGCCGGUGUCAGUCACGCACGCCGUCAGUGGGAACCCCACGCUCCCGCCGUUUCCCACCGAGAUGCAGCUGGCAAUUUUUGGCAUGGGGUGCUUCUGGGGAGCAGAGCAGCUCUUCUGGAAGACACCGGGGGUCUUCUCCACCCAAGUGGGCUUCGCAGGAGGCUUCACCCCCAACCCCACCUACGAAGAGGUCCGCUCAGGGCUGACCGGGCACGCGGAGGUGGUCAGGGUUGUCUUUGACCCCCGGAAGAUCAGCUAUGAGGAGCUGCUCAAGGUCUUCUGGGAGAACCACGACCCCACGCAAGGCAUGAGGCAGCAGGAGGACGUGGGCACCCAGUACCGAUCCGUCAUCUACACCCUGGGCCCCGAGCAGGGCAAAGCCGCCCGCCGGAGCAUGGCAGCUUACCAGGAGGAGCUGAGCAAGCGGCAGCGGGGGGCCAUCACCACCGCUGUCGAGCCGGCCGGCGACUUCUUCUACGCCGAGGACCGCCACCAGCAGUACCUGCACAAGGUGCCCGCCGCCUCCUGCAGCCUCAAGGGCACCGGCGUCACCUGCCCCAUCGUCCCGUGA